Messenger RNA from Haemonchus placei, 762 nucleotides. NCBI's taxonomy places the organism in Eukaryota, Metazoa, Nematoda, Chromadorea, Rhabditida, Trichostrongylidae. The record is from the annotation of a GenBank genome assembly.
AUGUACAUUUUGGUACUGCACGUUAUCGCACGAAAAGAGCAUCGCCGAUUGGCCUGCUACAAAAUCAUGCUUGUCUUAGGAGUAUACGACAUGUGUGCUAUCGGAGUGAAUUCUUUGCUCACCGGAUAUUUUUGGUUGAUUGGUGCGAACUACUGUCUGAUGCCAUUACUGAUGUACGUCGCCGGAGCAAUCGGACUAGGUCUAUGGUGUGGUGCAUGCAUGACUUGCUUCGUUCUAGUAAUCAAUCGGUUGCUUGAUCUUUGGAAUAGACAGAUGAUGCAACUGUUGUUCAAAGAUAACCGUACUUACAUUGUUCUGCUGAUUCCAUUCUGCUACAGUAUUUAUUUCAUCAUUUUCACUCCACCUCUACUAUUCAAUUCGGAUCAUACUGCAUGGUUUUUUAGCCCAUUCAUUGAGAAGAGCAACAAUGCCGAGUAUUUCAACUAUCCUCACACGGCCAACAACCUGCUUAUAGUGGUACUCACUUGUUUACUGUAUGUUCAAUACUCAAGGCUACUUCUGAAGAACUCCAAAAUUGACAGAGGACUGUCGUGGGCACAGAAAUCGUUUUUCUUACAAUCGUCAUCAAUCUGCAUGGCCAACUUGGUUGCUGCUCUGAUCUACGUGUAUAUGCAGUUCUUCCCGACGCCCUACUAUUUCGUCCUUAUUGGUCACAUCUGCUGGCAGUUCGGGCACGGUACUGUCGAUUUUUUGGUGAAACCCCAGCCAAGUAACAACUCAAUUCUCUUAUGUGAAGGGUAG